Centruroides sculpturatus (bark scorpion) is the source of this 1161-nucleotide messenger RNA. Its product is annotated as retinoic acid receptor gamma-like. Gene Ontology annotation, biological process: regulation of DNA-templated transcription. Gene Ontology annotation, molecular function: sequence-specific DNA binding; zinc ion binding; DNA-binding transcription factor activity. The coding region runs from base 65 to 505 and encodes 146 amino acids. NCBI's taxonomy places the organism in Eukaryota, Metazoa, Arthropoda, Arachnida, Scorpiones, Buthidae. The record is from RefSeq and is a predicted model, not a curated record. The transcript has 4 exons.
CAUUUUUUCCGAAAUAUAAAGUUGAAAAUAUAUAAUUCUUCCGGAAUUUUUCAGGAACGACACGAUGAAUAGUGUAAAUUACUCGGAGAGAAAAUGUCCAGUGUGUUGCACUCAUCCUGCAAUACUGAAUACAUACGGAGUGUGGGCUUGUUUGCAUUGCUCAGAUUUCUUCUACAACAAUGUAGUGAAAUUAGAGGUUCCUCGAUGCCAACGAAUAGGCAAUUGCCUGUUGAUGGGGGAGAACGAUUGCAGUUUUUGUUGGUUGAAUAAAUGUUACGAAGUUGGAAUGGAUGCUGAUAAAAUUAGUUAUGGUGAAAAUUACUUAAGCAUACGUUUCAAUCGAAUGGUCGAAACUCGAAAAGGAAUCAGGUUGAACGUGAUGAAAGACGAGGAUCAGCUAUUGGAAUAUAUUCCACACUUACAACAGAUGUUUAUCAAAGCAUCAAAGCGAAUCAAAGCAUUUAAAAUUUUACCCGUUUCCCAUCAAGUAAGAUGCAUUUUCUGAUGAGGAAUUCAAAAAGUAAAAUUUCUUACAUUUAUUAUGAAUUGAAACAACUUGCAAUGAGGAAACAUCGAACAAUAUGUGCAUUUAUUCAGUCUAAUUUGUACCUGCUGAGACAUUUACAGGCGCAAUAUAGCAAAAGAAUCUAAGCUUUACUUAGAGAAACAUAAAUACUGUGGCCACAGUUUGAAUUACACAUAUUCAUCAAACUGGAAACUAGGCGUAAAACAUUCUUCUUCAGUUUGUGUAUAGGUAUAAAUUAGACAGUGCCAAGAAGCAGGAUUUAAGAUCUGUUCAUUUGGUGGGACAGUGACCCUUUUGUGUCAAAUUUUUGUAGAAAUAUGUACUGUCUCAGCCAAGAUCUUGAGUGUGCAGUUAAUAACAUUAUUGUUCAACACUCGAAUUUACAACCUAAUUCCAAACAGAAGAACUUUUGAAGUUUAGUUUCUUGUCUAUGAAAGACGUUCAAGUGUUUAAACUUCGAGUUUGUUCGUAUUUUUGCUUCACUAAUACGUUGAUUCCUUAGUCUAUCGCUACAAUAGGUAUAGUAACAGAUGGAUAUUCUGAAUAUAUGCCUUUUAUGUUCGAUGUUUUUGCAUUGUUACCUUGCUUAUAUUUAAAAUAAAAUACUUUCUGAUUUAUAGUCUGUGAUUACAUUA